Molecule: messenger RNA, 1197 nt
Organism: Alternaria infectoria
Lineage: Eukaryota; Fungi; Ascomycota; Dothideomycetes; Pleosporales; Pleosporaceae
Exons: 5
Coding region: 1-1197 (398 amino acids)
Cellular component (GO): cytoplasm
Molecular function (GO): aldehyde-lyase activity
Source: RefSeq, a predicted model, not a curated record
AUGUCAGGACCGUCAGGUAAACUCGGCGGUCUUUCCACCAGUGUCGUCGCCAUCAUCGCUGUCGGUGGUGUAGCAGGCCUGCUAGCCCUCAUUGUCGUUACGUCUCUCAUCUUGGACAUACCAAAGCGUAUGAAGCAAAAGAAGAACACUGGCCUCAUGGCACCAGAAGAGAUGGAGAAGAAGAGUGUAGAGAUUGACGACGCGGAAAAGGGUGCUAUCAAGCAAGCGACAAGAGAGAUAUCAAUGGCAGACUUCAAGCCGUACAGCGAGCAGCCCGAGCUCCACGCCAAAGCACCCUACCGUGCCGCUAUGCUCACGCAACCGGCAAACCUCAAACAAGCACUCAAAGACGCCCAGGCAGAUGCGAGCAAGACCCUCAUGGGCAUCGCGCAAGGUAUCCCAAGCACCUUCGUGACCAAGUUGAUUGCCUCCACCAAGCCGGAUUUCAUCUGGAUGGAUGUUGAGCACGGCAUGUACAACCGGUUGACGUUGCACGAUUGCAUUCACGCCGCUCAGCAUCAUUCCGAGGGUAAAUCAAUGGUCAUCUGCCGCGUACCCAAGCAUGAUGAGCUGAGUCUCACUACCGCCCUCGAUGCAGGAUGCGCCGGCAUCGUCAUCCCACAUGUGGAGAGUGCGCAAGAAGUCCGCGACUUCAUCAAGGAGAUGUACUUUGGCGGUGGUAAAGGCCAUCGUUCGUUCAGCCCGUGGACAUUCACACCAGGUUUAACUCGGUCUCUCUACCCCAACGACCCUUACAACGUCCAAACCGCCAACAAUCACGUCUGUCUCAUACCCCAGAUCGAAUCUCUAAAGGGCCUUGAGGCCUGCGAGGAAAUUGCCGCCGUUGAAGGCAUCUCUGGUCUCAUGUUUGGUCCUGGCGAUUACAUGAUUGACGCUGGCAUGGACAUCCAUUCAUUCAUGAACGGAAACCCCGAUCCGAAAUUCUUCGAAGCCAUGGGCACAUUCAAUGCAGCGGCUGCCAAGUAUGACCUGCCUAUCUUUGGUGGUGUGAUGGGGCUGGAUCAGAUACCCAUGGCUAUCCAAACUGGUAUGCGAGGUAUCGCAGUGCAAUUCGAUGUCUGGGGUACUACACGGCUCUUUGCGAGUUCUUUGGAAGCGGGCUGGAAACAUGCGAAGAGCUUUGAGGGAAAUCCGAAGCCGAGUAUGGCGAACGGACUGGCGAAGCCAGCCGAGUAG